ACUAUUGUCCCCGUGAAACACGUGUUUGGCGAACAAUCGUUCCACGGUUGAGAACACUUCCAAGACGCCACAGGAGGAAGACAAACCAAGAUGGCGUUUGACGGAGAAUACUUAGUUUUGGUUAUUAUAGUUUAUUUAUCUUAAUUACAAACGUCAUGUACACAUGUAGGUCGUUUAAUAGAGUAAACAUCGUUGAUAAUUGUUUGCAUCCGGAUACAUUAGUCUGAGUGCACUUUGACGUGCUUGCCUAGCCUGCUGGUUAGCUUAGCUUGUUAGCUGCUAACAAAGAGGGAAGUUAUCGACACCGCAAAGCAGAGUUCCAUUAUAAAAAACGAUAGCAAAGUACGAGGAGCGACAACAUCAACUACUGGACGCUGUUUUUCAAGAAACAUCAAGUUGUGUUACACAGAACAGACGUCAGAUAAGAACAUCUUCUGCCUGAGCAACAGGCGUGGCGCUUCAGGAUGGAGAAGGAGAAGCCACAGCCCUCCCACAUUGAGGAAGAAGAGGCGCCACAGACACAGCACAUUAAAAAGGAAGAGGAGUACCCGCUCACCUUGUAUUUUAAAGAUGAAAUGGAGGCACAAGAGACCCCGCACAAUAAAAAGGAAAAUGACCCACUGACCUCCCACUUGAAAGAGGAAGAGGAGGUGCUAGAUUCCCCCCACAUUAAGGAGGAAGAGGAGGAACACAACAUUAGUCAGGAGGGAGAGCAUCUUGACUGGUUAGAAGAGUUCCCAGUGAUUGGUGUGAUUGUGAAGAGUGAAGAUGAUGAGGUCAAAAAUGAAAGUGAGGAGAACCUGGAGGCGGAGCCUACAAUUAGCAGCUCAACCCAACACAUGACAACAGAAGCUGAUGGAGACCACUGUGGAGGAUCACAAGCAGACAAGAUCUUAGCUCCACUAUCAGAUAGUGACGACACAACGCCUCACUCUGCCGACACUGAUGAUGAAGAUUCUCAAGAUGAUAAGACAUGUCACACUGACAACACACACUUUACAUGUUGUCACUGUGACCAAACUUUUAGUUACCAGAGUAAACUGAAAAGACACAUGAGAAUACACACUGGAGAAAAAACAUUUUCCUGUUCAGUCUGCGGUAAAAGAUUUGGACGAAAAAAUGUGUUGAAUUUACACAUGAAAACACACAAUGAGGAAAAGCCUUUUUCAUGUUCAGUAUGUGAUCAAGGUUUCAUUCAAAGAAGUGAUCUGAAAAUACACAUGAGAAUACACACUGGGGAAAAACCUUUUUCCUGCUCAGAAUGUGGUAAACGAUUUGGCCGAAGAAAUGUGUUGAAUUUACACAUGAAAACACACACUGGAGAAAAGCCUUUUUCGUGUUCAGUAUGUGGUAAAGGUUUUUUACAAAGUGGUGAUCUGAAAGUACACAUGAGAAUACACACUGGAGAAAAAAGUUUUUCCUGUUCAGUCUGCGGUAAAAGAUUUGGACGGAAAAAUGUGUUGAAUUUACACAUGAAAACACACACUGGAGAAAAGCCUUUUUCAUGUUCAGUAUGUAGUAAAGGUUUUAUACAAAGAGGUGAUCUGAAAGUACACAUGAGAACACACACUGGAGAAAAACCUUUUUCCUGCUCAGAAUGUAGUAAAUGUUUUAAACAAAUUGGUAAUUUAAUAGUGCACAUGAGAAAACACACGGGAGAAAAACCUUUUUCAUGUCCAGAAUGUGGUAAGGAUUUUAUAGAAGGUGGUACGUUGAAAACACACAUGCUAAUACACACGGGAGAAAAACCUUUUUCAUGUUCAGAGUGUGGUAAAGGUUUUACAAAAAGUAGUGAGUUGGAAGUACAUGUGAGAAUACACACCGGAGAAAAACCAUUCAUCUGCUCUAUUUGUAGUAAAAGAUUUACCCAGAAGACAAAUUUGGUAAGGCACACAACAAUACACACUGGAGAAAAACCUUUUAUCUGUUCGGUAUGUGGUAAAGGUUUUACACAAAGGUACUCUUUGAAAGCACAUACAAUAAUACACACUGGAGAGAAAGUGUUGAGUUGCAGUGUGUGUGGUGAAAGAUUCUCUUCUAAGUACCAGUGUAAGAAACACAAGUGUGCUGGUGAGAACAGCAGCAACAAAUGAAGAUCCAGGAUAUGAAAUAAAAUGUCAUUUAAAUUGAAA
This is a messenger RNA of Nerophis ophidion (straightnose pipefish), 2132 nucleotides long. Its product is annotated as gastrula zinc finger protein XlCGF57.1-like. NCBI's taxonomy places the organism in Eukaryota, Metazoa, Chordata, Actinopteri, Syngnathiformes, Syngnathidae. The transcript has 3 exons. The record is from RefSeq and is a predicted model, not a curated record. Bases 465 to 2093 code for a protein of 542 amino acids. Gene Ontology annotation, biological process: regulation of transcription by RNA polymerase II. Gene Ontology annotation, molecular function: DNA-binding transcription factor activity; RNA polymerase II cis-regulatory region sequence-specific DNA binding.